UGCCGCCGCGCUCGGGUCUCGUCGGUCUCCCCCCCCGAGGUUAUAUAAAGCCGCCGCUGACCUCGCCGCCUCCCCAACUCCAACCGCCACGGCGAUGCUGAGCUCGUACAGAAUCCUGUCCGCGGCCGCCCACCACCCGGCCCUGGCCGCCGCCUCCGCCCGAGCCAGCUCGGUGUGGUCACAUGUGGAAAUGGGCCCCCCUGACCCAAUUCUUGGGGUUACUGAAGCUUUCAAGCGUGACAGCAAUCCCAAGAAAAUGAACUUGGGUGUUGGUGCAUACCGUGAUGACAGCGGGAAGCCAUUUGUGUUGAACUCUGUCCGAAAGGCCGAGAGCCAAAUUGCAGCAAAGAAAAUGGACAAAGAGUACCUCCCUAUUGGUGGCCUGGCAGACUUCAACAAGGCCUGUGCAGAGCUGGCUCUAGGGAACAACAGUGAAGUCGUCAAGAGUGGACGGUACAUCACUGUGCAAACCAUUUCUGGAACUGGAUCUCUGAGAGUCGGUGCUAAUUUUUUGCAUCAGUUUUACAAGAACAGUCGAGAGGUCUAUCUGCCCAAACCAUCCUGGGGCAACCACACACCAAUCUUCAGGGAUGCUGGCUUUGAAGUCAAAAGUUAUCGCUAUUAUGAUCCUAAGACCUGUGGUUUUGAUUUUGCUGGAGCGCUGGAGGACAUUUCGAAACUCCCAGAGCAGGCCAUCAUCCUGUUCCAUGCCUGUGCUCACAACCCCACGGGGGUAGACCCAAAACCGGAGCAAUGGAAGGAGCUGGCUGCCGUCGUUAAGCAAAGAAACCUUUUCCCAUUCUUCGACAUGGCUUAUCAGGGUUUUGCCAGCGGCGAUGCUGACAGAGAUGCCUGGGCCAUGCGCUAUUUCAUUGACCAGGGCAUGAAUCUGGUUCUCUCACAGUCCUUUGCGAAGAACAUGGGACUGUAUGGCGAGCGUGUGGGCGGAUUCACUGUAAUCUGCAGUGACCCCGAUGAGGCAAAGCGGGUGGAAUCCCAGCUGAAGAUCCUGAUCCGUCCUAUGUAUUCCAACCCACCGCUAAAUGGGGCUCGCAUUGCUGCCACCAUCAUGAACACAGCAGAACUCAGGAAAGAGUGGCUGGAUGAGGUGAAAGUAAUGGCGAACCGUAUCAUCAGCAUGCGAGAGCAGCUAGUGUCGAACCUGAAGAAGGAAGGCUCAAUCCACAACUGGCAGCACAUUACUGACCAGAUUGGAAUGUUUUGCUUCACAGGACUCAAACCAGAACAGGUAGAGCGUCUGACGAAGGAAUUCUCCAUUUACAUGACAAAGGAUGGCCGGAUCUCCAUUGCUGGAGUCACCUCUUCCAAUGUAGGGUAUCUAGCACAUGGCAUCCAUAAAGUCUCCAAAUAAAGCAUCCAAGAAAGAGGGAAGACAUGAGGGGGUGGGGGGGAGAGAGAGAAAUUCAUCUUUUAACCACAGCCAGAGACCAGUCAACUUGUACAGUGUGAUAUUGUAGUUUGUUACCGUGUGGUGGAUGUUAAUUACUGAAGCACCUUGGCUGACAAGGGAGGGGGGGAAAUCUCCUGAAGUCCACCUUGUAAACUAAUAGUAACUGAGUGAGGUUUUGUCUCCUUGCUCUUGUUUGAAGGCAUGGGUUUGUACAGCAGAAACUGUUCAAAUACUCUCUGUGCUAUUUUUCUACAGUGAGCACCCAUGCCCUGGGAAUUUUUCAGACUGCUGCCCUGUUUUUAUCUUUUUGUAUAUUUUCUUUGCUUCAGCCCUCGGAGAGAAUUACUCAGCCAUUUGUUUUCACUUGAUCUGCUUUAGCACUGUUAUGCCAAUAUUUUGCAUGUUGCUGGUAGCUGCUUUCAACACUGGAUGUGGCCUUUCUUCACCUUUACCAAUAGAAAGUCUAGAUGUUGCAAGCAGUGAGACCCCUGCUAGCAGGUGCAAAGGCUGCAGUACAUUCAUAAGCAUGAUUGCUUAGCUUCGUAUUUGUCAAACUGAUACGCCUAUGGAAAAUCAAUUGAACAUUUCUUUCGGUCCCAGAAAUCCUUGUAAUCAUGCUGUGGGUUGUUUGGCAUGGCCCCUCGCCAAUAGGCUCCUUUCAUGGUAGAUGGGUUAUUGUGGGUUCCACUGGGGCGGGAGCUGUUACAUCUGGCUUAAGCAUUGCUUUCACCAUUGUGCAUUUUUAAAAUACUUGGCUGAGGGUUGCCAAGGGGCAGCACUGUUAUGGACAAGAAAUUCAAAGAGCUGUUCUAAGUAGAUGUUACAAGGCUGUGGAAGCAAACUUAGGUUUGCUGCCAGUUGGUAAAUCCUGUUUAAGAAUUAUCUAGAGCCUUAUAAACCUGUACUCAGGCUCAAUAAAGCAAUUGCUUAAAUUAGUAA
Messenger RNA from Pristis pectinata (smalltooth sawfish), 2350 nucleotides. RefSeq names its product aspartate aminotransferase, mitochondrial-like. Gene Ontology annotation, molecular function: L-aspartate:2-oxoglutarate transaminase activity; pyridoxal phosphate binding. The coding region runs from base 95 to 1372 and encodes 425 amino acids. Gene Ontology annotation, cellular component: mitochondrion. NCBI's taxonomy places the organism in Eukaryota, Metazoa, Chordata, Chondrichthyes, Rhinopristiformes, Pristidae. Gene Ontology annotation, biological process: L-aspartate catabolic process; biosynthetic process. The transcript is spliced from 10 exons. The record is from RefSeq and is a predicted model, not a curated record.